CAAGAUAAAACUAAAAUUAUAAAUAAAAAUUCAAGAAAAAAAAUUUGAAGCAAAAUUAUUACAGAGGAAAUCGUCUUUGGUGUACGAAAAAAAAGAAAGAGAAACACAGAGAUCAUCAUCAUCAUUGAACAAGAAGAAGAAGAAGAAGAGGAAACAAAGGAACCCUAGAUUUCUGGUGAUUCCAAGUCCUAAAUCCUUGGUUCUGAUCUGAAUAAACAGUAGGUAAUAUCACUGAAGCUGAAGCAGGAGAUUUUUUGAGAUUUUUCUGGGUAAUUUUCAGGUAUAUGCUUGCUGGUUGAUGUGUUGCUGGUCAAUGUGAGUUGGAAAUUUUGAUAAAGAUGGCAAGAACAGGCAGGAAGAGGGCGAAGCUUCGGUUUAGUAAGCUUUACAGUUUUGCUUGUUUCCAGCCGGAUGUGUUACAAACAGAUGAACAGAGUUUUUCUCUACAAGGACCAGGUUAUUCUAGGAUUGUUCAUUGUAAUCAACCACGAUUUCACCGUAAAAAGCCUCUAAACUAUACUACAAAUAGUAUUAGUACUACCAAAUACAAUAUCAUUACAUUUCUUCCUAAGGCAAUAUUCGAGCAGUUCCGAAGAGUUGCUAAUGUGUAUUUUCUUUUGGCUGCGAUUCUGUCUUUGACGCCGGUUGCGCCGUUUUCUGCUGUAAGUAUGAUUGCACCGUUAGCGUUUGUUGUUGGUAUUAGUAUGGCUAAGGAAGCUGUGGAGGAUUGGCAUAGGUUUAUGCAGGAUAUGAAGGUUAAUAGUAGAAAGGUUAAUACACAUAAGGGAGAUGGUCAAUUUGGUUAUAAACCAUGGCAAAAGCUUAGGGUAGGAGAUGUGGUGAAAGUGGAGAAGGAUCAGUUUUUUCCUGCUGAUUUACUUUUGUUGUCGUCGAGCUAUGACGAUGGGAUUUGUUAUGUGGAGACCAUGAAUUUGGAUGGUGAGACAAACUUGAAGGUCAAGAGAUCUUUGGAGAUAACACUGCCGUUGGACGAUGACAUGGCUUUUAAGGAUUUCACAGGAACAAUCAGAUGUGAAGACCCGAAUCCUAACCUCUAUUCGUUUGUGGGUAAUCUUGAGUACGAGCGUCAAGUUUAUGCUGUUGAUCCAGGACAGAUUCUUCUUAGAGAUUCGAAGCUCAGAAACACCCAAUAUGUAUAUGGAGUAGUUAUCUUCACCGGUCAUGAUACAAAGGUUAUGCAAAACUCCACCAAGUCCCCUUCGAAAAGGAGUACAAUCGAAAAGAAGAUGGACUAUGUUAUCUACUUUCUUUUUACCCUUCUUGUUUUGAUAUCAUUUAUCAGUUCGAUAGGCUUCGCGGCAAAGAUAAAGUUAAUGUACCCAAAAGCUUGGUACAUGCAACCUGAAGAUACAUCAGAAAGUAUGUAUAAUAAAUCGCAACCUGGUAUCUCUGGCAUUCUUCAUUUGAUCACGGCUCUUAUUCUAUAUGGAUAUUUGAUACCCAUCUCACUCUAUGUUUCCAUCGAGCUUGUGAAGGUCUUGCAAGCAAUGUUUAUUAAUAAAGAUCUAAAUAUGUUUGAUGAAAUUUCUGGGAAGCCCGCAGAGGCAAGGACAUCGAAUUUGAAUGAGGAGCUCGGGCAGGUUGAUACAAUACUCUCAGAUAAAACAGGUACCUUGACAUGCAAUCAGAUGGAUUUUCUGAAAUGUUCAAUUGCUGGAGUUUCUUAUGGUGUUCGUGCCAGUGAAGUUGAGAUUGCUGCAGCAAAACAGAUAGCCAAUGAUCAGAAUUCAGGAACUGUAACGCCUAGAACACCAAUGUCAUUCGAGAAUAGACGAAGUGAUUUCCAUGGUUCGGAAAUUGAACUUCAUCGAGUUAUCACUUCUAAUGAUCGUCAAAAGGAGCAUAAAGCUAGUAUAAAGGGUUUCAGCUUUGAGGAUAUCCGCCUCAUGAAUGGGAAUUGGAUGAAAGAGCCAACUGCAAGAAACAUUAUGUUGUUUUUCAGAAUAUUGGCACUCUGUCAAACAGCACUACCCGAGCCAAAUGAAGAAACUGGAAGUUUUACUUAUGAAGCAGAAUCACCAGAUGAAGCAGCCUUUUUGGUUGCCGCUAGAGAAUUUGGCUUUGAGUUCUGCAAAAGAACUCAAUCAACUGUUGUUAUCAGAGAAAGAUAUCCCUCAGGAAACCCUGAAGAAAGGGAAUACAAAAUCCUGAAUAUAUUGGAGUUUGAUAGCAAAAGAAAGCGAAUGUCAGUAAUUGUGCAAGAUGAGGAUGGUCAGAUUCUUCUUCUGUGCAAAGGUGCAGACAGCAUUAUAUUCGACCGGUUAUCCAAAAAUGGGAGAGCAUACGAGGAGGAUACAAGUAAGCAUCUGUUAGAAUACGGAGAAGCUGGGUUGCGGACGUUGGCGCUUGCCUAUAGGAAUCUUGAAGAGUCCGAGUAUCUUGCCUGGAAUAGUGAAUUUCAAAAAGCAAGGACUACUAUAGGUGCCGAAAGAGAAGCUAUGCUUGAACGCGCAGCAGAUUUGAUGGAAAAAGAUUUGAUUCUUGUAGGUGCCACUGCUGUGGAGGACAAACUACAACCAGGAGUGCCUCAGUGCAUAGAUAAACUAGCCCAAGCUGGUCUUAAGAUCUGGGUGCUGACAGGAGACAAGAUGGAAACUGCAAUCAAUAUUGGAUUUGCAUGCAGUUUACUUCGGCAAGGCAUGAAACAGAUAUUGAUAACAACAAUGAACAGUGAUAUGUUAGCCCAAGAUGCCAACAAGGCUAUCAGAGAAAACAUUUUGAUGCAACUCACCAAUGGAUCCCAAAUGAUCAGGCUGGAAAAAGACCCUCACGCUGCUUUUGCCUUGAUUAUCGAUGGGAAAACUUUGGCUUACGCUUUGGAGGACGAUGUGAAGCAUCAGUUUUUGAGUUUAGCAGUUGAUUGUGCAUCUGUAAUAUGUUGUCGGGUUUCUCCAAAGCAAAAGGCAAUGGUAACAAGGUUAGUAAAAGAAGGAACUGGAAAAACUACUUUGGCAAUCGGGGAUGGUGCAAAUGACGUUGGUAUGAUUCAAGAAGCAGACAUUGGUGUUGGCAUAAGUGGAGUAGAAGGGAUGCAGGCUGUAAUGUCUAGUGACUUCUCCAUUUCUCAGUUUCGGUUCUUGGAAAGACUUCUUGUUGUUCAUGGGCACUGGUGCUACAAGAGGAUUGCCCAGAUGGUCUGUUACUUUUUUUACAAGAACAUAGCUUUUGGCCUCACCUUAUUCUACUUUGAAGCGUUCACUGGCUUUUCGGGCCAAUCAGUAUAUGAUGACUGGUACAUGCUAUUAUUCAAUGUUAUUCUCACUUCAUUACCAGUCAUUUCACUCGGAGUUUUCGAGCAAGAUGUUUCUUCCGAGGUCUGCUUACAGUUUCCAGCACUGUAUCAGCAAGGACCGAAAAACUUGUUCUUCGAUUGGUAUCGAAUACUUGGGUGGAUGUGUAAUGGUCUGUAUUCAUCUCUUGCCAUCUUCUUCAUUAACAUAAGUAUUGUCUCUGGCACUUUCCGUAGAGGAGGUCAAAAUGCUGACAUGGCAGUCGUAGGAGCCACCAUGUUCACGUCUAUAAUUUGGGCAGUCAACUGCCAAAUCGCACUUACAAUGAGUCAUUUCACGUGGAUACAACACCUCUUUGUAUGGGGAAGUGUCUGUACCUGGUAUGUUUUCUUACUCUUCUACGGCAUGAUGUCACCUCUUACAUCGAAGAACGCUUACAAAAUCCUCGUGGAGGCCUUAGCUCCAGCUCCCAUUUACUGGAGUGUCACUUUCUUGGUGACCAUUGCUUGUAAUCUUCCAUACUUAGUUCACAUUGCCUUCCAAAGAUCUUUACACCCAAUGGACCACCAUAUUAUUCAAGAGAUCAAAUACUACAAGAAAGAUGAAGAGGAUCAACAUAUGUGGAGAAGGGAACGAUCGAAAGCAAGGCAAGAAACAAAGAUAGGGUUCACAGCAAGGGUAGAUGCAAAAAUCAGACAUUUGAGAGGGAGGUUACACAAGAAACACUCGUCCAUAUUUUCGCAAAAUGUAUCUUCGCCAAGGUCCCCUUUAUGAUAGUUUUGGUUAAUAUUUUUUGCUAGAGUUUAAUGUUGCUGUUGCCUGUUAAUUUUUUUGUUCUUUCACUCGGUUAUUUUUUUCUUUUAGUCUCUUACAUGGGGUUUGUUGUUAUGAGGUCCCCUUUUACAACAAAAAAAAAGGUUGUUGUUUGUAAUAUAUUUACACAGGUUUGAUGAGUUGCAGACUGUGAAAAGAAAAGAAGUAUUAGUUGAUCGUCUCUUGCCAAGUUUUAUCAUCAUUUUGUAAAUAACUGCAAAUGCUGAGACUGCAUUAGUUGGAUUUAUUAAUCAAAAACGUAACUUCUUUCA
Molecule: messenger RNA, 4336 nt
Organism: Papaver somniferum (opium poppy)
Lineage: Eukaryota; Viridiplantae; Streptophyta; Magnoliopsida; Ranunculales; Papaveraceae
Product: probable phospholipid-transporting ATPase 4
Exons: 10
Coding region: 339-4025 (1228 amino acids)
Biological process (GO): phospholipid translocation
Cellular component (GO): plasma membrane
Molecular function (GO): magnesium ion binding; ATP binding; ATP hydrolysis activity
Source: RefSeq, a predicted model, not a curated record